CAUUAUCAUCUCCCGGCCCUUUUCUCUCACACGGUCCUAGAGACGACUUGCUCUUGCUGCUGGGAACACCAUGGAGCAGAAUACGGCGGUGAAACCCAUCAGAUGCAAAGCGGCGGUGAGCAAGGUGGCCGGGCAGCCGCUGGAGAUGGAGGAGGAGGAGAUGGCGCCGCCGCGCGCGCACGAGGUGCGCAUCAGGAUACUCUGCACCUCCCUCUGUCACACCGAUGUCACCUUCUUCAUGCGUGCAUUACAGACUUACCUGGCCACCUGGGAUUUUCCGGCAAUGUAUCCAUCAAUCCUGGGGCACGAAGCAGCCGGAGUGGUGGAGAGCGUGGGGGACGGGGUGGUAGAGGUGGCCGUCGGAGACAUGGUGGUUCCGGUGUUCUCAGCGCAGUGCGGCGACUGCCCCGAUUGCCUCUCGGACCGCAGCAACAUCUGCUCGGGGCUCCCGGACCGCCCUGGCAUGCCACGUGACGGCACGACGCGCUUCUCGUACCCGGCCACCGGCGAGCCCAUCCACAACUUCAUCUCCAUCUCCAGCUUUACGGAGUACACUGUCGUGGACGUUGCCCAUGUUGUCAGGCUCGAGCCCGGCGUUUCGCCGGCGAUGGCCUGCCUGCUCAGCUGCGGCGUCUCCACCGGAGUUGGUGCGGCGUGGAAAGUGGCGGCGGUGGAGCCAGGGUCGAGCGUCGCCGUGUUUGGUCUAGGCGCCGUUGGGCUAGCGGUAGCACAAGGGUGCCGGAUGCGCGGGGCCAAGAGGAUCGUUGGAGUUGAUCUGAACCCGGAAAAGCGCGUGAUCGGUAAGAGGCUGGGUGUCACCGACUUCAUCAACCCGAACGAUAUUGGGGGGAAAAGCGUCAGCGAGGUCAUCAAGGAGAUGACCGGCGGUGGUGCGGAUUACUGCUUCGAGUGCAUCGGCUCGACGACCGUCGUGGCGGAAGCGUUCCAAAGUACGAAGCUACUGAAUUCUGGUUGGGGGAAGACGAUCUUGCUCGGCCUCGCCAGCGGCGCAUCUACCAUCGGCAUACCUUGGCACGACAUCCCCCGGGGCAGAUCGGUCGUCGGCUCGCUCUUCGGCGGGCUCAAGCCCAAGACCGACAUCCCCAUCCUGGCACAGAAGUAUCUCGACAGGGAGCUGGAGCUGGAGGAGUUCGUGACGCACGAGAUGGGCUUCGACGAGAUCAACACGGCGUUCGAGCUGCUCACCCAGGGGAAGUGCCUCCGGUGCAUCAUCUGGAUGGACGGGGCAAGGGAGAACGUCGUCGAGGUCAAGCCCAAGGAAAAUGUCCGCGCGUGCGAGGCGGCGUCACUACAGGAAUGUGGCGAUAUGCCGAGGAACCCUCGGCAUAGCCUGCUUUGGCCGUCGGCGUAGGCUAUGCCGAGGGCCACCCUCGGCGUAGCUCCUCGGCGUAUAAGUCCCUCGGCAAAGCCACUAUCGCCGUCGGCGUAGCCCGGCCCUCGGCGUAGCACGCUACGCCGACGGCAAAACCCUCGGCAUAGAUUUUUAAAAAUUUCAAAUUUCCUUUUUCCAAAAAAAAUUCAAAAAAAAAUUCGAAAAAAAAAUUAUUUUUCUAUAUGCCGACAGCAAAACCCUAGGCAUAGACUUUUAAAUUU
This is a messenger RNA of Lolium perenne, 1614 nucleotides long. RefSeq names its product alcohol dehydrogenase-like 2. Lineage: Eukaryota; Viridiplantae; Streptophyta; Magnoliopsida; Poales; Poaceae. Gene Ontology annotation, cellular component: cytosol. Gene Ontology annotation, molecular function: alcohol dehydrogenase (NAD+) activity; S-(hydroxymethyl)glutathione dehydrogenase [NAD(P)+] activity; zinc ion binding. The record is from RefSeq and is a predicted model, not a curated record. Gene Ontology annotation, biological process: formaldehyde catabolic process.